Ichthyophthirius multifiliis is the source of this 633-nucleotide messenger RNA. RefSeq lists its product as hypothetical. The record is from RefSeq and is a predicted model, not a curated record. Gene Ontology annotation, cellular component: spliceosomal complex. Gene Ontology annotation, molecular function: pre-mRNA 3'-splice site binding. Lineage: Eukaryota; Ciliophora; Oligohymenophorea; Hymenostomatida. The transcript has 4 exons. Gene Ontology annotation, biological process: mRNA splicing, via spliceosome.
AUGUCAACAACCCAAUUUGUAUCCAGAGAUGAAUAUAAGCAACAAAAAGCAUUAGAAGAAGCCAGAAAAGCAGGAAAAAUUCCCGCCCAAUUAGAUGAAGAAGGAAAAGAAAUAAAUCCCCAUAUGCCCCAAUAUAUAACAGUUGCACCAUGGUAUUUGAAUCAAACAUAGCCAUCAAUGAAACAUUAAUAUUUUUUCAAAGGAUAAGAAAGAGACGAUGAUUAAUAAUGGUAUGCAAGAGGCCAGAAAGGAUUUUAAUCAACAAAAUAUAGAAAAGGAGCAUGUGAAAACUGUGGAGCAUUAACACAUACUAUAAAGGAAUGUUGUGAACGUCCAAGAAAAAAAGGAGCAAAACUUACUGGCCAAAAUAUUGCUGCAGAUGAUAUUAUUAUGAAUUUAAAUUUUAGUUAUGAUGCCAAAAGGCAUAAUUGGAAUGGAUAUGAUCCGGAUGAGUAUAUGCAAAAAAUAAAGAAUAUGAACUUGUAGAAGAGAUACGAAAAAAAAAACAAGAACAAGAACUUGAAGCAUCUGCAAAUGGAAAAUAUGAUGACGGAACAAGGGAAUAAAAUGAUCGUUAAGGCCUAAUUAUAUAAACAGUAGAUCCGAAAACGAAAACAUCAUCAAUGGAUUUGA